GUUUGGCAUAUUGACUAAGGUUUGAUAAGCGAAUUUCAUGUGAAAACAAGAAAUUAAUAUGUAUAAAUUGCUUUCAUGCUGCCUUGGGUGCAAGAGAAAAUUUCAGGAGGUCGUCAAAGGCUGAUGAGUAUCUUCAGCAGGCGUCUCGAUAGUGACAUACGGCUUUCUUCACAAAAUAAAGAAACUAUGCUUGUCUCGGAGGGUAAUGGUUUGUGCGGCGAAAUGAUUGAGGUUACUGUCAUUAGCCCUGAAGGCGAUAAACUAACAGUAGAUGCAACAGCUGAUUGCACAGUAGAUAAAUUGAAGACAAUGGCAGUCAGUCGCUUUUACAAUUCAGCAGAUUUAUCAAAGGUAGCCCAAAAUUAUAAACUGGUGUCGGUGUCAGGAAGAAAACCAUUAAACGAUAACAAUGCUAUUAAUCAAGAGGAUAUUAAGACCAAUGAUCAGGUACUUUUAAUGAAGCGGCGCCGACCACCGGUAAAGGAGCAGAUUUCUCUGGACAACUUAAAAGCUCCUACUGUUGAGGAGAUUCAAGAAGCAACAAGUAAACUGGAUACAAAGAACACAACAAAGGAGCAGCCUCAGCUUGGCUGUUCACUAGACUUUGAAAGUGAUAUCCGCAAAGUAUUAAUAUCACUGGUGGAGGCAUCUGCAAGAAUUUUGACACCAAGCCCAGAGUCAGAAGAGGUAUUUCAGAUAAUCAGAGAGAGACUUGAAAAUAAAGGUGUUGACCAUAUUGUUAAGCAACUAACAGACAUGGGAUUUCCACAGGCUCUCGUGGUUGAAGCUCUUCACCUGAACAGCAUGAAUCCGAGACUGGCACUAGAUUGGCUACUGAAACAUUCCACUGUGAGGCCUGGAGGAUUAUGUGAUGAUACGUCAAAUGAUGAGUUAACGUGUACCAACUGUGCAGAAGAAGCAGCAGCAGCUGCAGCAGAAGCCAGCAGGAGGGACAAGAAAUCUGUCAUUCAGUCUGUUGCAUCUCUACUUGAAUCAUUUCGUUCAUAUAGACGUCAGUACUUCAAACCUAAUCCAAAAGCACUUGGAAAACUGAAAGAAAUGGGAUUUAAGGAAGAAGAUAUUAUAGAUGCUCUACAAGUCACUGGAAAUCACGAAACUUCAGCUUGUGAAUGGCUGCUUGGUGAGCGAAGAAGAAGUUUAGAAGAUCUAGACACUGGUUUAGACCCUGACGGUCCGGUGUACAAAGCAAUUAUGGCAAAUCCUGCAAUACAGCUGAGUCUUACAAAUCCAAAGAUGUUGCUGGCAUUUCUGUCAAUGCUAGAGAAUCCCAGUAACACAAAUGUGUGGAUUAAUGAUCCUGAUGCUGCACCAGUUUUGAGUCAAAUUUUUAAGACUUAUCACACAGAGAAACAUGUUUUGCAGCCUACUGAUGUGCCACAGUGAAGAAAAACCGCCACAUUUAACAAUGAAAGAGAGCUUUGAUUUGAAAAUUUAUGUAAGGGGAAAAAAGUUGCCAACAUUGGAAGUUUCUUACAAUAUUGCAGGGAAUUAUGUUAAGAGUUAUCAAAAUUGCAACAUUAUGACAGCAUGCUGAAUGCUACACAAGUUCAAAGGGAUGAAUAAUAAUAAAAAACCACCCUGUUAAAUACCUUUAUAUAAAUUUAUAUAGUUUAUUUAAAUAAACUGCCUUAUCAUUAAAUUAUCUUUUCUUUUA
Messenger RNA from Schistocerca serialis cubense, 1675 nucleotides. RefSeq names its product ubiquitin-associated domain-containing protein 1 (gene Kpc2). Gene Ontology annotation, molecular function: protein binding. The coding region runs from base 76 to 1404 and encodes 442 amino acids. The record is from RefSeq and is a predicted model, not a curated record. The transcript is spliced from 7 exons. NCBI's taxonomy places the organism in Eukaryota, Metazoa, Arthropoda, Insecta, Orthoptera, Acrididae.